Diaporthe batatas is the source of this 873-nucleotide messenger RNA. RefSeq lists its product as uncharacterized. Gene Ontology annotation, molecular function: 2 iron, 2 sulfur cluster binding. Lineage: Eukaryota; Fungi; Ascomycota; Sordariomycetes; Diaporthales; Diaporthaceae. The record is from RefSeq and is a predicted model, not a curated record. The transcript has a single exon. The coding region runs from base 206 to 859 and encodes 217 amino acids.
CGUGGACCACAAGGUGGGCAUGGUUCUCAAAAGACUUCUGCAAAUCGCCACGCUUUCCACCGUUUUUUCUUAAACCAUGGACUCAUGAAAUCUGUCAACGGCCCGUUAUCAAAGGCAAUGAACGCCGGUCGAGGUUGAGCCUGAACCAUCUCAUACUCUAAACCGUCUUGAAGUGGGCACUCACAUCAUCCCCCGGUUGAUCGCGAUGGCAUCACCGCCGAGCUCUCCUGCCUCGGCCAUCACAUCUUUGCCAGGCGAAGACUGGUUCUUCGCCGGCCUGUCCUCCUCCUUCCCCGACAUCACCGACUCAAGCGAGCCCUACUUCAAACUAGUCUGGCCACAGCCAUGCGGGACAGGAGCAGCAGGGGUCCCGCAGCCCGCAGACACCCCCAAGGCCCCCGCCUGCAAGAUCUUCCACCCCAAGGCCGCACCCGCCGCGGUCGAGCAGGUCGACACCGACGCCGCGGCCGGCGAGGACGCCUGGCUGAUGCGGGAGCAGGUGCUGGUCUUCCGGUACAAGGGCCGCUUCCACGCGGUAGACCACGCCUGCCCGCACCGCGCGUACUCGCUCUCGUGGGGCGUGCCCUUCGACAUCGAGGAUGCGGGCAGUGGCCGGACGCUGGGCCAUGCCAUCAGGUGCCGGGGCCAUAGCUUCGCGUUCGAGCUGACCACGGGGGCUGGGGACCGCGGCGGGUACUGGCUGGGCGUGUGGGACGUCGAGCUGCGGCCUGUGGCUGGGGUUGUCGCUGUCAAGGACGGGGUCAGUAGCGGUGCUGGUAAGAUUGAUGAGGUGCAGCAAGAGGAGAGGGAGGUCUGGGUGAGAAGGCGGAGGAGGAGGAGGAAUCAGGGGCCGCGCUGAGUUGUCACAGCUCU